AUGUCUGCGAAGUUUUUGGUGACUGUUGCGUCUUUUGGAAGUGCUGUUGCGAUUUUCGCAUGUCUUUUUGCGGUUGGCGCGAUUUUCCAGGAUAUCAAUGAGUUUCAGGAUAGAUUUAUGGAUGAUAUGGUGGAUUUUAAGGUUUGUUUGAAGUUUAAAAAGUUUUAAAUUAAAAUUUUUUUCAUGAAAAAAAUAUUGUUUAAAAAAUUAAAAUAGUUUUUUCAUGAAAAAAUUUAAUUUUAAUGUUAAUUUUUUCAUGAAAAAAAAUGUAAAAAAUUUUAACUUUGAUUUUUUCUUUUAAAAAAUCUACUUUAAUUUUUUAAUGAAAAAGUUUUUGAUGAAAAAAAAUUUUUUAGAAAAAUUAACAUUUUUUUCAUGAAAAAAAAUUUACUAAUUAAAAAACAAUUAAAAAAUUAAAAAAAAAAUUUUUUUCAUGAAAAGAAAAUUUUUAUUUUAAUUUUUUCAUGAAAAAAACAUUUUUUUUAAUUAAAAUUUUAAAAAAAUAUUAAAAAAAAUUAAAAAUUUUUUCUUGAAAAAAAAUAUUUUUUCAUUUAAAAAAAAUUUAAAAUGUUUUUCAUAAAAAAAUUUAUUUUUAAUUUUAAUUCUAAUUUUUUCUUGAAAAAAAAAAGUUUUAAAAAAUUUUUGAUGAAAAAAAUAUUUUAAAAAAAUUGAAAUUUUUUUUAUGAAAAAAAAAUAAUUUGAGAAAAAUUAAAACUUUUUUUCAUGAAAAAAUAUUUUUAAAAAAAUUUAAAAAAUUUUUUCAUGAGAAAAAUAGUUUUAAAAAAAUUGAAAUUUUUUUAAAUGAAAAAACAAAAUACUUUUUUUUCAUGAAAAAUUUUAUUUUAAAAAAUUGAAUUUUUUUUAAUAAAAAAAAUGUUUUGAUAUCGAAUACGGUAGGGAGAGUUAUCGCGGAGUGUCGUAGUUUUUGAUCUUUUUUCGAGCAAAAAAAGAACAAAUUUCAAAUUUUCAAGAUUUUCAAUUUUUUUUUCAAAUUUUCAAGAAAACCCGCAUUUUUCACACUGUGUAAUUGUGGAGCAUCGUAGUAUCUAUCUAUUAAAUCUAAUUUUUUUCAUGAAAAAAAAUAAACCAAGAUUUUUCUAGAACUUUGCCGAUGGUGCAUGGAAUGAGAUGCUUCCAAUCACAAAUCCAACUCUGACCUCAAUUUCAAUCGGAAAAUUGUUCGGCCGCGAGAAGCGUAAUGCUAACGCUCAAUGCAAUUGUGGAGCCCAACCAAAUAAUUGCCCGCCAGGUCCAGCUGGUCCACCAGGACAACCUGGAGAGCCAGGAGAAGAUGGCACUCCUGGCGAACCUGGAAACAACGGAAAUAAUGGAAUCGCACUUAUCACUCAAGACAACGGAAAGACUGGUUGUAUUUCCUGCCCGGCUGGUGAACCAGGACCAUCCGGGCCUGACGGGCCACAAGGGCCAAGUGGGCCAGCUGGUCAACCCGGGCAACCAGGCUCUGCUGGGAAGCCAGGGCUCCCAGGGGCACCGGGACCCGCUGGAGAUGCUGGGCAACCAGGUCAACCAGGAUCACCAGGAGCGCCAGGAGCACCAGGAAACAAUGGGACACGCGGAGUUGGUUUGGCUGGGCCACCAGGACCUCCAGGACCACCUGGAGUUGCGGGACAACCAGGAAGACCGGGAGAUGUUGCUGCGCCGGGACAACCGGGACCAGCUGGACCGGCGGGAGCUGAUGGGAAACCGGGAGUCGCUGGACCACCGGGACAACCUGGAAGCGAAGGAGGAGUUGGACAACCGGGAGCUGACGCGGCUUAUUGCUCGUGUCCACCGAGAACUGGAGCGGUUGAGACACAAACUCAAACUGGGGGAUAUAGAAAGAGGAUUUAA
Messenger RNA from Caenorhabditis angaria, 1851 nucleotides. The record is from the annotation of a GenBank genome assembly. NCBI's taxonomy places the organism in Eukaryota, Metazoa, Nematoda, Chromadorea, Rhabditida, Rhabditidae.